AGAGGACCUGGGCAAGUUUCCCAGUCUGCGGAGCCCAGGACAGCACACUCUUAAGGGGAGAACAAGGUUUCCAUUUGCUGUUAACACAUGAAACUGAGGUGGAACUGUGCUCCCUAGUUCUAUACAUUUAAUAACAUCUGGGAAACGGGACUCAGGUCACCAAGAUGAAAGCCCUCAUCAUUGUUGCUGCUGGAGUAAUGCUUCUGUCGCCCACUUUUUGUCAAAGCGGCAUGGGAAAUGAUGUACGCACCUUGGUAGGACCAACCUUACCUAUUAAGACCUUCCGUGGGGACCCCUUCAGUUCUUUUGAAGACUUCCCCCUUUCUGCCAUAGAAGGCUGGACAGGAACUACCACAACUGUAAAAAUUAAGUGCCCUGAAGAAAGUGUUUCAAAUCUUCGCGUGAAUAAUUCUACCAUGGGGUACCUGAACAGCUCCUUAAGUACCAAAUUGAUACCUGCCAUCUACAUCCUGGUGUUUGCAGUAGGUAUGCCAGCCAAUGCGGUGACCCUGUGGAUGCUCUUCUUCAGGACCAGAUCUAUCUGUAUGACCAUCUUCUACACCAGCCUGGCCAUUGCAGACUUUCUUUUCUGUGUCACGCUGCCCUUUAAGAUAGCUUACCACCUCAAUGGGAACAACUGGGUAUUUGGAGAGGUCAUGUGCCGGGCCACCACAGUCAUCUUCUAUGGCAACAUGUACUGCUCCAUUCUGCUCCUCGCUUGCAUUAGUAUCAGCCGCUACCUAGCCAUCGUUCACCCUUUUACUUACCGAGCGCUGCCCAAGCGCACCUAUGCCUUCAUAACAUGUGGACUGGUGUGGGCAAUGGUUUUCUUAUACAUGCUGCCAUUUCUCAUCCUGAAGCAGGAGUAUUAUCUUGUCCAGCAGGACAUCACCACCUGCCAUGAUGUCCACAACACAUGCGAGUCCUCGUCUCCCUUCCAACUCUACUACUUCAUCUCCUUGGCAUUCUUUGGAUUCUUAAUUCCCUUUGUGGUCAUUAUCUACUGCUACACAGCCAUCAUUCGGAGGCUUAAUACAUAUGAUGACAGAUGGUUGUGCUAUGUUAAGGCGAGUCUCCUCAUUCUUGUGAUUUUUACCAUUUGCUUUGCUCCAAGCAAUAUUAUACUUAUUGUUCACCACGCCAACUACUACUACAACAACACUGAUGGCUUAUAUUUUAUCUAUCUCAUAGCUUUGUGCCUUGGGAGCCUAAAUAGUUGCCUAGAUCCACUCCUUUAUUUUCUCAUGUCAAAAAUCAUAGAUCACUCCACUGUUUACCUUACGAUGGUGAAAUCAUCUUAGAGAAUAAGGAAGGCUAUCUGUGAAAACAUACAUUCUUAGGAUAACAUAUGCCUAGUGCAAGGAGUUCUAUCCUGCUGCUCCAUUUUUGAGUUCCUAAGAAAUACCGCUUCAGAAUAAAAUAUUACAAGAGCACUUUUUUACUUUAAUACUUUUUCAGUGUUUUAAGAAUGUCACUGCAGGAGCAAAGACAUCACCAUUUUCUUUAGGGCAACUGACACACUUGCCUGACUGGUACUUCAAGCUCUUUACAUCUCCAUCUUCCCUACUUCUAUGAGGCUUCUGCUGUAGGUGUCCUGGCGGAGGAGGUGGGACAUGAUGAUGCAC
Molecule: messenger RNA, 1625 nt
Organism: Odobenus rosmarus divergens (Pacific walrus)
Lineage: Eukaryota; Metazoa; Chordata; Mammalia; Carnivora; Odobenidae
Gene: F2RL2
Product: coagulation factor II (thrombin) receptor-like 2
Exons: 2
Coding region: 165-1301 (378 amino acids)
Biological process (GO): blood coagulation; phospholipase C-activating G protein-coupled receptor signaling pathway; positive regulation of Rho protein signal transduction
Cellular component (GO): membrane
Molecular function (GO): thrombin-activated receptor activity
Source: RefSeq, a predicted model, not a curated record